AUGGCUGCUACGAGUACCAUACAGGUCCCCCACCUGGGUGGCAUUACGGCCGGUUACCGUCUAUCCGCGGACAAGGUCGACCCCGCCAAGCCCACCGUUGUGCUCAUCAACUCCAUGUGCACCACUGUCUCCCUCUAUAACGACCAGUUCAACAGCAAGACGCUGACGGAUGCCGUCAACCUUCUGGCCGUCGAGCCUCUCGGCCACGGCUCCACCAGCUGCCCAGUUGAGCAUUUCACAUACUGGGACACAGCUAUCAUGGCCCUGCAGGUCAUGGACAAGCUUGGUGUCCAGAAGGCUUUCGCCCUUGGCACCAGCCAGGGCGGCUGGAUGGUUGCCCGUAUGGCUCUUUUGGCGCCUGAGAGAAUCCUUGGUAUCUUGCCUCUGGGCACCUCCAUGGACUACGAGUCAGCCGACUCGCGUGGCAAGGGCUGCUGGGACCCCAAGGCCCAGCUCCUAGCCUUCUACGAAGCCUGGUCUAGCCCUGUCCCUACUCCUGACUUCCUUGUCGACGACGUCUGGUGCGGAAUGGUCGGCAGCCUGGGUUUCUCUGGCACCGUACCUCCGGAGACCCUCGCCUUCUGGACUAACACGCUCAAGUCCGUCUACAAGGGCGAUGAGGGCCGCAAGAAGCUCAAGAUUGCCCUUGGUAACCUCCUCACUCGUGACGGUCUGCUGCUGAGACUCCGGGAUAUCAAGUGCCCCGUUUACUGGCUCCAGGGAACCGCUGAUCCGGUCUUUGGCGUCGAUGUCCCCGUUGAGCAGAUCAAGCUCUUCACCUCGUCGCCUGAGGCGACGCUGACGAUGGUUGAGGGUGGCGGCCACUACCUCAACGCCACGAGCCCCAAGGAGGUUGAGGAGGCUCUGCUGAAAAUGGUUAACAAGUAUGCUUAA
Molecule: messenger RNA, 894 nt
Organism: Colletotrichum truncatum
Lineage: Eukaryota; Fungi; Ascomycota; Sordariomycetes; Glomerellales; Glomerellaceae
Product: putative alpha/beta hydrolase
Molecular function (GO): catalytic activity
Source: RefSeq, a predicted model, not a curated record